AUGCGUCUGAUCUGCAACAGUCUACAAAAGGGCCAGACGGUCCUCCUCCCGUCCAUGACGGUCAUCAUGCACAACGGCGAAAGAAGUGAGCUGGUUCGAUGCAUGAUAGAUGUGGGCUCACAAGCGUCAUACAUCAGCGAAGAGUUGGCAGUGAAGCUUGGUUGUCCACUGCAGGCACCCAAGACAACAUACAAAGUCAAAACGUGCAUCGGCGUACAGGAAAAGAACUACAGAGCGGCUACGUCCGACAUCAUCUUCACUCCAACCGCUUCGGCCCACCACUGCUUCCUGGUUGAUCCGGAAAUGAGUCUGGAAUACGAGAUCCCUGGCGUGACGUCCCUGGUGCAGUUCCUGAGAGCCCAAGGAGUGCGUCUGGCCGACUCGUUCUUCAGUCACAGCACCAACGACGUCAUCGGUGGCUUCGAAUGUCUGCUAGGAGCGGACAUCAUCGGUGCAAUCAAGCCCAUGAGAAGUGUAGAUCUGGGGACAGGUACUGCCUUCGAGGUACAGGACGGCCUCAUCCUCUUCGGAAGCGUCGACGGAUACUUCGAGCAGCUGAACCUGAAAGACAACACUGAACAUGAUGAAGGCACAGACGAAGCUCAUGGUGAAGGUGGACCGAGCGACUCAAACGAGCAAGAAGACGAUGGCGGAGACAGUUCUCGGAGCGAUGACAACGGUUCCGGUGGACGGUCAUCACCACUACCAGGCAACGUGAACACAAACAACUCAAACAUCAACAGCGUCAAACGCAGCACUCAAACCAGUGGCAACAGGUCUCAGCAAGGAGAUUCCUGCAUGCUACAAGAUAGAUCUACACGUGGGAAACAGGAAGGUGAGACAUCGACACAUCUGUUGGUGCAGGCAACACUACAUCCUAAAACUUCAUACUUCCACCCACUGGCCCACGUAUCAAGUGACAGUGACGUGGAUCUCCAGCUUGAGCAUCUCUUCAGCAUCGAGAGCCUUGGCAUCCGAGAGACAGAUGAAAGUGUCUCGGCUCGAGAGCGCAGACUGGUAGAGGAAUUCUCCAACGAGGUGGAGCUGAGGGACGGCAAGUACUUCGUCAGGGUACCGUUCUACGACAGCGUCACCAAGGUUCCUGGAAACCACGACAUAGCUCUCGCGACAAUGAAGAAGGUGCGAAACAAGCUCGCCAAACGCGACCUCGCAGAUUCAUACACCGCAGUCUUCGAGCAGCAACUCCGAGACGGCAUAAUCGAAGAGGUCGAUUACAACAAACCAAGUACCAACCAGAGGGUGUUCAUCCCGCAUCACCCUGUGGUGAAAACCGAUGCACAAACCACUACAAAAAUCCGUCCAGUCUUCAACUGCAGUUUGAAGAUCGGAGAUCGGCCAUCACUCAACGAAGCAUGCUUCAGAGGUGUCGACCUGCUGAACGACCUGGUCACCCUCUUGAUGAAGUUCCGCACAAACAAGCACAUUCUUCUUGCUGACAUCGAGAAGGCGUUUCUGCAAAUAUAUCUGAAGUACGAAGAGGACAAGGACAAGUUCUGUUUCCUCUGGGAGACGGAUGACGGUCUGAAGAUGUACCGCUUCCGUACCAUCCUCUUUGGCCUCAACUUACCGUUCAUUUUGAGCCACAUCAUCCAGAUUCAUCUGUCCAAAUACUCGACAACGAUGGCGGCUAUUAUGAAAGAGGGAGGUUUCAACCUCAGGAGCUGGAUGUCCAACUUCUCUCCACUUGUCGACAUCAUGAUGUCUGACAACAUGGUCAACGAGCACGGCGCCGUCACAGAGAAGGUGCUGGGAUACUUGUAUGACGCCAAACAAGAUACAAUAUCACUAUCCGACUUCAACUUCGAAGAAAACCAACAGGGCAUCACAAAACGUCAACUUCUGAGCAACGUCAGUAAGGUCUUCGACCCGCUGUCUCUUGCACUGCCAGUCACCAUCAGGGGAAGAAUCCUCAUGAAGCAGGUGUGGACCGAAGGGACAGCAUGGGACGAAGACGUGUCGCCGGCUGUGCUAGCCGAGUGGCAGCGACUGAAGAAGGAUCUCCUGUCUUUGCGUGAGUUCCAGUUCUCAAGAGAAACCGGUGACACUGAAAGUGGCCAACCAACAGACCUCCAUCUCUUCUGCGACGGGAGCAAGACAUCCUACGGGUUCGCUUGCUAUCUGAAGCAGGAGGGCUCAGACCCUCAACUGGUCUUUGCCAAAAGCAAGCUCGCACCAGAUAACAGAAGCAUACCACAGAUGGAGCUGCUGGCGGUGUUCCUCGCUCUGAAGUGCCUGCCACUCAUCAUCGACUCCAUCAACGCUUCCAUCCGUCACGUCCGUCUCUGGAGUGACGCACAGGUGGUGCUCGAGUGGCUUGCAUCUGGAUGCAAGUCAAAGAGCAAGUUCACUGCAAACCGUCUUGAAGACAUCACAGCCAUGAAGUUGAAACUCCAUCAUCAGCAUCAAGUUGAAGUCACUCAUCACUACGUUUCUACUGACAGCAACGUGGCUGACAUGCUCACACGGGGCCUGUCUGCGAAGGAGUUCCACAAGAAGCUGGCCGUCUGGUGUCACGGACCAGACUGGCUGGGAGAUCAUCCUGAGCAGUGGCCCAAGAGUCCUCUUCACUGCCUGUCGGAAGAAGGGAAAGUCAUGGUUGAGCUCCAACAACAUCAUCAACAGGUGGAGAUCAACACUGAAGCACAAACGCCCGCGACUCAGAUUAUUCUCAGCAUCAAGGACUUCUCUUCUCUUCGAAGACUGCAUGGGGUGACGGCUCGAGUGUUUCACUUCGUGAACGUGCUGAAGCACAGGGAGGCUGAUGCCAAGGAGCAAGCAACACACUACUGGUUGAAGGUGAUGCAGGAGAAUGCGUUCACUGAAGAGAUCAGCUACCUGCAAGACAAACAAGAGAACAAGUUAGUCAACUCAGCCUCAGUACCCAAGCUGGUGAAGGAAUUGAAUGUCUUCAUAGACAAGUCAGGUCUGCUAAGAUGCAGAGGACGCUUGUCGAAACUUAACCGAUACUCAUACGCUGUACACAAUCCCAUUCUCCUGGAUAAAACCCAUCGGCUGACAACGCUCAUGAUUGAAGAUCAACACCGACGAUGCAAACAUCUGGGAGUCGGCACGACGCUCACAGAACUGCGAGAGCACGGGUACUGGAUCCCAAGUGGUCGUCAGGUCGUCAAGCGAGUUCUGAAGGACUGCAUCACGUGUCAGAAGCUGAACGCAUUGGCUUUCGAGUACCCGAAGAUGACGAACCUCCCAAGAGAACGAGUCAGUCUGAUCAAGCCAUUCUGCAACACAGCAAUCGAUUACACUGGACACAUCUUAGUUGAAGACACGAAUGGAGAGAUGAGGAAGAUGUACAUUGUACUGUACACCUGCCUUGCCAUUCGCUGUGUACAUCUCGACCUUGUCCCCGACUUAAGCCUGGGUUCGUUCCUGCAGUCAUUCAGACGAUUCUGCAGCACAUACGGCGUGCCAGAGUUCUUGUAUACCGACAACGCUAAACAGUUCCUUGCAAGCCAGAGGGUAUUGAUCAAUGUAUUCACCUCAGACGAGUUUCAAGAAUAUCUUACUGAACAAAGCAUCAAGCACAGCACCAUCCCGGUUUACGCCAGCUGGGUUGGCGGAGUCUACGAGAGACAAAUCAAGACGGUAAAGCACUGCUUAUACAAGACAGUAGGAAGAGCCAAACUUGGUUACUUCGAGCUCCUCACACAGCUCAGCGAGAUACAAAACAUGGUCAAUAGCCGACCGAUCACUUACGUCUACAGUGAGAUUGAUGAUAUCGAGCCGUUGACACCCAACAAAAUACUCAAGCUACACACAAACCCGAGACUCCAGCUGGUGGACAGUUCACACGCAACUGACCCGCUGUGGGUUUCGACGCCUCAAGAUGUUCACCAACAACUCAACAAAACCCUGCACGAGCAGCAACAUCUUCAAGAGCACUACAAGAGCAUGUGGUACCGUGAGUACUUGCUUGGUCUACGCGAGAACUCGCGAGACCUAUUCCACACAGACUGGGAUGACAAGAUUGCUGUCGGUGAUGUCGUCCUCAUCAACACCAAGAAUAAGCCUAGAAUGUUCUGGCUAAUGGGAAGAGUCCUACAGCUUCUGCAUGGAGAUGACGGACGUGUGCGUCAAGUGCUCUUGAAGACGAGCACAGGACGCAUUGAACGCUACGCCAUAUCGCACCUCUACCCGCUGGAGCUACAGAGUACCCACACAGGUCAAGACAGCACAGAUGGCAGCACCAGGUGCCCUGAUGAGCCGACUACGCACAACACCGAGACCGAGUCAAGCCCAGAGACAUCAGAGAGGGCUGCGAGACCUCCACGAAGAAGGGCAGCCAUCAAGCAAACCGAGAUGGUCAAGUCCCUGCUACAAUCAGGCAGCAUCUAA
This is a messenger RNA of Amphibalanus amphitrite, 4374 nucleotides long. RefSeq lists its product as uncharacterized. NCBI's taxonomy places the organism in Eukaryota, Metazoa, Arthropoda, Thecostraca, Balanomorpha, Balanidae. Gene Ontology annotation, molecular function: nucleic acid binding. The transcript is spliced from 3 exons. The record is from RefSeq and is a predicted model, not a curated record. Gene Ontology annotation, biological process: DNA integration. Bases 1 to 4374 code for a protein of 1457 amino acids.